Molecule: messenger RNA, 4025 nt
Organism: Dinoponera quadriceps
Lineage: Eukaryota; Metazoa; Arthropoda; Insecta; Hymenoptera; Formicidae
Gene: LeuRS
Product: leucine--tRNA ligase, cytoplasmic
Exons: 16
Coding region: 109-3666 (1185 amino acids)
Biological process (GO): leucyl-tRNA aminoacylation
Molecular function (GO): leucine-tRNA ligase activity; aminoacyl-tRNA deacylase activity; ATP binding
Source: RefSeq, a predicted model, not a curated record
UGAGUGUAUAUUGAUGCGCUGUGCACGCCAUCACGUGUUCACACGUACGAUCGAAUGGACUUUGUGCCGUGUGGGAUAGUUAAUUGCUGUUAUUCGCACUAUAAUUAAAUGGCAACUGAAAGGAAAGGGACUUUCAAAGUCCAGUAUCUUCAACAAAUUGAGAAGGAAAUACAGGCAAAAUGGGAGGCCGGGAAGGUGUACGAAGAGAACGCACCUUCGAAAGGUGAAAAGUCGUCGGAUGAAAAGUUUCUCGCGACUUUUCCGUAUCCUUACAUGAAUGGACGUCUCCAUCUGGGUCAUACUUUUUCAUUGUCAAAGUGUGAGUUCGCAAUUCGGUACAAUCGUCUCCUUGGGAAAAAAGUGCUUUUUCCUUUUGGCUUGCAUUGCACUGGUAUGCCUAUUAAGGCGUGUAGCGAUAAGCUGAAAAGAGAAAUAGAAUUAUAUGGCUGUCCACCACAGUUUCCUGAGAACUUGGAGACGGUAGAGGAACAAGUUGAUGAUGAUGUAGUACCCAAGGAUAAGAGCAAAGGGAAAAAGAGUAAAGCAAUAGCUAAGGUAGAUUCAGCCAAAUAUCAAUGGCAAAUUAUGCAAUCUCUUGGCUUAAAGAACGAGGAAAUCAAGAAUUUCACGGAUGCUGCGUACUGGCUCGAUUAUUUUCCACCACUUGCUGUGCAAGACUUAAAAUCCAUCGGGCUACACGUGGAUUGGCGAAGAACCUUCGUUACAACGGACGCAAAUCCAUUUUACGAUUCUUUCGUACGCUGGCAAUUUAAGCAUUUGAAGUCUAGGAACAAAAUUAAGUACGGAAAGAGAUACACCAUUUAUUCACCGAAAGAUGGGCAGCCUUGCAUGGAUCACGAUAGAUCCUCCGGCGAAGGCGUCGGGCCGCAAGAGUACACGUUGAUCAAAAUGAAAGUGCAGGAGCCUUAUCCUCAGCAACUUAAGAAAUUGGAUGAUAAGCCGGUCUACCUCGUGGCCGCGACUUUGAGACCCGAGACAAUGUAUGGCCAAACAAAUUGCUGGGUGCAUCCAGAUAUGAGUUAUAUCGCGUACGCUUUGGCCUCCGGGGACGUGUACAUUUCUACGGAACGUGCGGCAAGGAAUAUGUCCUAUCAAGAUUUCUUCCAAGAAGAAGGAAAGAUAGACGUUCUCCUGAAGCUCACGGGCAAAGAUUUAUUAGGACUACCGUUGGAAGCUCCUCUCACUUGUAACAAGGUGAUCUACGCAUUGCCGAUGUUGACGAUAAAAGAAGACAAAGGUACCGGUAUCGUAACUUCCGUCCCCAGCGACUCGCCCGAUGAUUAUGCCGCACUGAUAGAUCUGAAGAAGAAGCAGCCACUCAGAGAGAAGUACGGGAUCGCCGACGAGAUGGUGUUGCCGUACGACCCAAUUCCGAUCAUCGAGGUUCCGGAACUCGGGGAUUUGGUGGCGGUGAAACUAUACGACCAGUUGAAGAUCCAGUCGCAAAAUGACAAGGUUAAACUCGCCGAGGCGAAGGAGAUAGCAUACUUGAAGGGAUUUUACGACGGUGUGCUGUUGGUAGGCCCGUACAAGGGCAAGAAGAUACAGGAUAUCAAGAAGCCAAUUCAGAAGGAGAUCGUCGACAAUGGCGGGGCAGUGAUCUACUAUGAACCGGAGAAGACUAUCAUUUCCAGGUCGAAUGACGAAUGUGUAGUGGCUCUCUGCAAUCAGUGGUAUUUGGAUUACGGCGAGGAGAACUGGAAGAAGCAGACAUUGGAGGCUUUGAAGAAUCUUGAUACCUUCCACGAUGAAGUCAGGAAGAAUUUCGUUGCUUGUCUUGAUUGGCUUCACGAGCACGCGUGUUCCCGAACGUACGGGCUCGGCACCAAGUUGCCGUGGGAUGAGAACUGGUUGAUAGAAUCUCUGUCCGACUCUACUAUAUACAUGGCUUACUACACAGUAGCGCAUUUCUUACAAGGAGGAACGUUCAAAGGGGACAAGCCUAACAUAUAUGAGAUAAAGGCAAGCGAUAUGAUUCCGGAAGUGUGGGACUAUAUCUUCUUCAAGGAUGCUAAGUUGCCGAAGUGCAACAUAAAGAAAGCGGUUUUAGAAGAAAUGAGACGCGAGUUCCAGUACUGGUACCCGGUAGAUCUGAGAGUAUCGGGGAAGGAUUUGGUGCAAAACCAUCUCACCUACUUCCUCUAUAAUCACACAGCGAUAUGGCCGGAUCAGCCUGAAUUGUGGCCGCGAGGGAUUAGGGCAAACGGUCAUCUGCUCUUGAAUUCAGCGAAGAUGUCCAAAUCGGAAGGCAACUUUCUAACGCUCGCCGAGGCAGUGGAUAAAUUCUCAGCCGACGGGAUGCGCCUUUGUCUGGCCGAUUCCGGCGAUUCCGUGGAGGAUGCGAAUUUCGUCGAGAGCACAGCCGACGCGGGAAUUCUCCGAUUGUACAAUUUCAUAGAAUGGGUCAAGGAGGUGUUAACUACGAAAGAUUCCUUUAGAUCCAGAGAACCGUGCACCUUCAACGAUCGAGUUUUUGAGAGCGAGAUCAAUUGGAAAAUUCGGGAGACCGGCGAGAAUUACUCACGGAUGCUCUACAAGGAGGCACUUAGAACCGGAUUUUUCGAGUUUCAAGCGGCUAGGGAUAAAUAUUUGCAAUUGAGUACAUUAGAUGGCAUCAAUCGGACACUUAUUAUGAAGUAUAUAGAACUUCAAGUUGUUAUCUUAUCUCCCAUCUGCCCGCAUGUUUGCGAGUACAUAUGGGGGCUUAUUGGUAAGAACGGGAGCGUACUGAACGCAAAAUGGCCCACAGUGGGAACAAUCAACGAAAUUCUUAUCAAAUCGUCGCAAUAUCUGAUGAGUGCGGCCCAUACGUUUAGAAUUCUUUUGAAGAAUUAUAUGACGCCGAAGAAGCCUUCGAAGGGGAAGAACGAUGCCUCCGCCACUGAGAGACCCACGCAAGGAAUUAUUUGGGUGGCCAAGACUUACCCACCUUGGCAAAGUGUCGUCCUCACGACCAUGAGAGAGAUGUAUUCUAAAAACGGGGAUAAGUUACCCGACAAUAAAGAACUCGCCACGGAGUUGGGAGGUAAGAACGAGCUGAAGAAGUACAUGAAACGAGUAAUGCCGUUCGCGCAGCUCAUGAAGGAGAAGGUGGAGAGCGUCGGUCUCAGCGCGCUGAACUUGACGCUCGACUUUAACGAGUUCGAUGUGCUCGAGAACAACAAGGACUAUCUCAUAAAUACAUUAGACCUUGACGAGAUUAUCAUAAAGUACACGGACGAGGCCCCGGAGAAGACGAAGGAAGAAUGUUGCCCCGGCGCUCCGUACAUGAGUUUCUUCAAGAAGGCUGCGGUUUCACGCGUUAUGAACGUUACUAAUCCACAAAGAUACAGUGGUUUGUUUGAAGUGUCCGUGAGCGUCUCACAAGCUGAUACGGCUUCGGACGUCAUAUUUCGUAUUGUGAAACAAUUCAAACACAUAAAAGAUCCCGCUUUGAUCUCACUGUAUCGCUACGAGGAUCCGAUCAUGGGAGCGAGAACGAGACUAGUGCCCGGGGAGGACAUAUUCAAGGGGAAGAUUGAAAUUCCAACGGAUUCUGCAUUUAAUAUAAACGCGGAAACGGGCGAUGUCGAGGUGAACGUUGCGGGUAACGUGUACCCGGUAGGCGAGAAAUUAGUAUACAUCGAUAAAUCUUUGGAAAAGUAAGCGUUGCGUUUGACUUCGCCGAGAAACGCUGCUUUUCGUUAUACUGAUAUGUAAGAAUAUAAAUGAUAAGUUAGUGAGAAGAUGAUGAAAAGGCUAGCUGUACGGGGUAGGUCCACUGAAUAGUAUCGGACGAGAAGUGAAAGUGCGUCAAAAAGAAAGGGGCAAUUAUAUUCAGAUGAGAAAAUAAUUAAUUUUGUAACACACGAUAUAUCGCAAACGAUGAGAGAAGCAUGCAAGAGUCCUCAUGAUAUUUAAUCAGCUUGAUAACAAACAUCUCUUUAUUCAUACACACUCGACAGAUGAUGUUCUUUCAUUUAGGAGAUUACAUUUUCUCAAUAAAAAGAAGUAUCUUAUUAAAA